Equus quagga is the source of this 3888-nucleotide messenger RNA. It is a transcript of the gene EPHA2, whose product is annotated as EPH receptor A2. Gene Ontology annotation, cellular component: plasma membrane; neuron projection. Gene Ontology annotation, biological process: protein phosphorylation; cell surface receptor protein tyrosine kinase signaling pathway; axon guidance. Lineage: Eukaryota; Metazoa; Chordata; Mammalia; Perissodactyla; Equidae. Bases 133 to 3060 code for a protein of 975 amino acids. The transcript has 17 exons. The record is from RefSeq and is a predicted model, not a curated record. Gene Ontology annotation, molecular function: protein binding; transmembrane-ephrin receptor activity; ATP binding.
UAAGGACUCGGGGCAGGAGGGACCGAAGUUGCGCGCGGGCAGCAGGCGGGAGCGGGACACCGAGGCCGGCGUGCGGGCUGCGGGCGUGCGGGAGCCGGGCGCGGAGGGUCGGCGGGGAGCCAGGAGCGCGGCAUGGAGCGUCGGGCGCCCCGCGCCGGCCUCGCGCUGCUGUUGGGCUGCUUGCUGGCCGCGGCCGCCGCCGCGCAGGGCAAGGAAGUUGUGCUGUUGGACUUUGCCGCAGCUAAAGGAGAGCUUGGCUGGCUCACGCACCCGUACGGCAAAGGGUGGGACCUCAUGCAGAACAUCAUGGACGACAUGCCCAUCUACAUGUACUCCGUGUGCAACGUGGUGGCCGGCGACCAGGACAACUGGCUCCGCACCAACUGGGUGUACCGGGGUGAGGCCGAGCGCAUCUUCAUCGAGCUCAAGUUCACCGUGCGCGACUGCAACAGCUUCCCCGGGGGCGCCAGCUCCUGCAAGGAGACCUUCAACCUCUACUACGCUGAGUCGGACGUGGACUACGGCACCAACUUCCAGAAGCGCCAGUUCACCAAGAUCGACACCAUCGCGCCGGACGAGAUCACGGUCAGCAGCGACUUCGAGGCGCGCCACGUGAAGCUGAACGUGGAGGAGCGCUCGGUGGGGCCGCUCAGCCGCAAGGGCUUCUACCUGGCCUUCCAGGACAUCGGCGCCUGCGUGGCGCUGCUCUCCGUCCGCGUCUACUACAAGAAGUGCCCCGAGCUGCUGCAGGGCCUGGCCCGCUUCCCCGAGACCAUCGCGGGCUCCGACGCACCCUCCCUGGCCACCGUGCCUGGCACCUGUGUGGACCAUGCCGUGGUGCCACCCGGAGGCGAAGAGCCCCGCAUGCACUGCGCGGUGGAUGGCGAGUGGCUGGUGCCCAUCGGUCAGUGUCUGUGCCAGGCGGGCUACGAGAAGGUGGAGGACGCCUGCCAGGCCUGCUCGCCUGGAUUCUUCAAGUCCGAGGCGUCCGAGAGCCCCUGUUUGGAGUGCCCUGCACACACCCUGCCAUCCCCCGAGGGGGCCACCUCCUGUGAGUGUGAAGAAGGCUACUUCCGGGCACAGCAGGACCCACUGUCGAUGCCCUGCACCCGCCCUCCCUCCGCUCCGCACUACCUCACGGCCAUAGGCAUGGGCGCCAAAGUGGAGCUGCGCUGGACGCCCCCCCAGGACAACGGGGGCCGCGAGGACAUCAUCUACAGUGUCACCUGCGAACAGUGCUGGCCCGAGUCAGGCGAGUGUGGGCCCUGCGAGGCCAGCGUGCACUACUCUGAGCCACCGCACGCGCUGACCCGCACCAGCGUGACGGUCAGUGACCUGGAGCCCCACAUGAACUACACCUUCGUCGUGGAGGCCCGCAACGGCGUCUCAGACCUGGUGACCAGCCGCAGCUUCCGAACCGCCAGCGUCAGCAUCAACCAGACAGAGCCCCCCAAGGUGAAGCUGGAGGGCCGCAGCACCACCUCACUGAGCGUCUCCUGGAGCAUCCCCCCGCCACAGCAGAGCCGCGUGUGGAAGUACGAGGUCACCUACCGCAAGAAGGGGGACUCCAACAGCUACAACGUGCGCCGCACUGAGGGCUUCUCCGUGACCCUGGAUGACCUGGCUCCGGACACCACCUACCUGGUGCAGGUGCAGGCACUGACACAGGAGGGCCAGGGUGCCGGCAGCAAGGUGCACGAGUUCCAGACGCUGUCCACGGAAGGAUCUGGCAACAUGGCGGUGAUUGGCGGAGUGGCCGUCGGCGUGCUCUUGCUCCUGGUGCUGGCAGGAAUCGGCCUCUUCAUCCACCGCAGGAGGAGGAGCCUGCGGACCCGACAGUCCUCAGAGGACGUUUACUUCUCCAAGUCAGAACAGCUGAAGCCCCUGAAGACAUACGUGGACCCCCACACAUAUGAGGACCCCAACCAGGCUGUGCUCAAAUUUACCACCGAGAUCCAUCCAUCCUGUGUCACGCGGCAGAAGGUGAUCGGAGCAGGAGAGUUUGGGGAGGUGUACAAAGGGACCCUGAAGGUGUCAGGGAAGAAGGAGGUCCCUGUGGCCAUCAAGACGCUGAAAGCCGGCUACACAGAGAAGCAGCGGGUGGACUUCCUCAGCGAGGCCAGCAUCAUGGGCCAGUUCAGCCACCACAACAUCAUCCGCCUGGAGGGCGUCGUCUCCAAAUACAAGCCCAUGAUGAUCAUCACUGAGUACAUGGAGAACGGGGCCCUGGACAAGUUCCUUCGGGAGAAGGAUGGUGAGUUCAGCGUGCUGCAGCUGGUGGGCAUGCUGCGGGGCAUCGCAGCCGGCAUGAAGUACCUGGCCAACAUGAACUACGUCCACCGCGACCUGGCCGCCCGCAACAUCCUUGUCAACAGCAACCUGGUCUGCAAGGUGUCUGACUUCGGCCUGUCCCGCGUGCUGGAGGAUGACCCCGAGGCCACCUACACCACCAGUGGUGGCAAGAUCCCCAUCCGCUGGACGGCCCCGGAGGCCAUUUCCUACCGCAAGUUCACCUCGGCCAGCGACGUGUGGAGCUAUGGCAUUGUCAUGUGGGAGGUGAUGACGUACGGCGAGCGGCCCUACUGGGAGCUGUCGAACCACGAGGUGAUGAAAGCCAUCAACGACGGCUUCCGGCUCCCCACGCCCAUGGACUGCCCCUCCGCCAUCUACCAGCUCAUGAUGCAGUGCUGGCAGCAGGAGCGCGCCCGCCGCCCCAAGUUCGCCGACAUUGUCAGCAUCCUCGACAAGCUCAUCCGGGCUCCCGACUCCCUCAAGACCCUGGCUGACUUUGACCCCCGGGUGUCCAUCCGGCUGCCCAGCACCAGCGGCUCGGAGGGAGUGCCCUUCCACACAGUGUCCGAGUGGCUUGAGUCCAUCAAGAUGCAGCAGUACACAGAGCACUUCCUGGCGGCUGGCUACACCACCAUCGAGAAGGUGGUGCAGAUGACCAACGACGACAUCAAGAGGAUUGGAGUGCGGCUGCCCGGCCACCAGAAACGCAUUGCCUACAGCCUGCUGGGGCUCAAGGACCAGGUGAACACAGUGGGGAUCCCCAUCUGAGCCCCAACCGUCCCCAAGCCCCCCUUGGCCAAGAAUACUUGAAGAAACAGAGGGGCCUCCCUUCCAGCUCGCACUGGGCCACCAGGGACCUUAUUUAUUGCUAGUUGUUCCUUAUUGACACCACCCUGAGGCCUCUGCUGGGGGGUCGUGGACGACACCUUGGCCUAAACUGAGGAGAUGCUCAGGGAGCCCGGGCCGGGGGGCCUCUUCACCUGCGAAGGACAGACAGCCAAGCACUUAGCAGGCACUGCCAUGUUCCCAGCAUCCCCGGGGCAGGAGCCCCCCCCAAGGCCUUCGGACGCACAUGUGGGACGUUUCCAAACUGACCUCCCCUUUGCUGUCUCGGGAGGUGGGGGCUUAGCCCAUGGCCACGGGAACAGGGUACCUCAAGCCCCACCCACUCACAAGAAGCAGACAGACAGCAGACGCAGCUGGGCAAGACCCACCGUGGUCCCCAUCUUUCCAGUGCCUUCCUCAGCCCCAAUGGGCCAAAACCUCCUGCUUCCCCGGGGCCCUCACAGGAUGCUUGGUUGUGUUGAGGUUUUUUAAAUAUGUAUUUUGUACUUUGUGGAGAGAAUGUGUGUGUGGCAGGGGCCUGGCCAGGGCUGGGGGCAGACGACGGCCCGUGUCAGACGUUCCCAGGCUGGGGGCCGGUCCAUCGGGUCCCUCGCCCCCGUUUAGACAACAUUCACCACUCUGUCAGUGUUAACGAUUUUGUUUUGUUGGGUAUUUUUUUUGAAUCUUAAUUUAUUAUUAUUUUUUUUAUAUUUAUUGUUAGGAAAUGACUUAUUUCUGCUAUGAAAUAAAGCUGCAGAUGGUUCAAACUGA